AUGGCCAGCACCGAGCAUAGCAACGGCUCAAAUGCCGAUGUGGACUCUCUGCGACUCCCCACGGGGCUCGCGUCGACGGCAGGUCCCCCAUCGCCCGAUCUGGGACCCGAAUCCGACGAUCAGACGCCUACAGGGCUCGUCCCCGAACCGACAACGCUGGUUUCGGCCAAGCCCACCCAGCACGGAAAAUCGUCUCCUAGCCAGCCGGGGAAGGAGGCCUCCGAAGCCCGUACCAUCGGUUUGAUGGGACAAUCCACACGCUCGUCGAGCCGUGCGCCCAGGAGGUUCAGUGGGAGCACUGCUGCCAGCACCGCCGCAAGCUCCAUCAGCGAGAUGGAAUCGAGCUCCCUCAAGCCGUGGCGGAUCGGUGUCUGUGCCUUGGAUGUGAAAGCACGCAGCAAGCCGAGUCAGAAUAUCCUGACUCGGCUGCAAUCCAGAGGCGACUUCGAGGUGAUUGUCUUCGGAGACAAGGUGAUCCUUGAUGAAGCAGUGGAAAAUUGGCCGGUGUGUGACUUCUUAGUCGCGUUCUUCUCGGAUGGAUUCCCGUUGGACAAGGCUAUUGCGUAUGCCAAGCUUCGGAAGCCUCUUUGUGUCAAUGACCUACCCAUGCAGAAGGUUCUGUGGGACAGACGACUCUGUCUGAUGAUCCUUGAUCACAUGGGCGUUCCCACCCCGAAGCGCAUCGAGGUCAACCGCGAUGGUGGUCCCGUGCUAGAGUCACCAGAACUGGGUCAGCACAUUUACCAAUUGACUGGUGUGAAACUCGAAGGCCCCGAGAGCGGAAUCGGUGGCGGUGCCCCUCGAACCCAGAAUGUCUCCAUGUCGGAAGACGGAGAGGCUCUGAUCGUCGAUGGAAAGGUGUUCAAAAAGCCCUUUGUGGAAAAGCCCGUCAAUGGCGAGGACCACAAUAUCCACAUUUACUUCCCCAAUGAUCAACAGUAUGGCGGAGGCGGAAGACGCCUGUUUCGAAAGGUGGGCAACAAAAGCUCUGAGUAUGAUCCCACACUUUCAGUUCCGAGGUCCGUGACGGAGAAAGAUACCAGUUACCUGUAUGAACAAUUCCUCCGUGUUGACAAUGCCGAGGAUGUGAAGGCGUAUACUGUUGGUCCCGAUUUCUGUCACGCGGAAACGCGCAAAUCACCCGUGGUGGACGGACUCGUUCGUCGCAAUACUCACGGCAAGGAAAUUCGAUACAUCACUAAACUCGGCAAAGAGGAGGCGGUGAUCGCCUCUAAAAUUUCCAAUGGAUUCGGCCAAAGAAUCUGUGGCUUCGACAUGCUCCGAGUCGGUGAUAAGAGCUACGUCAUUGAUGUCAACGGCUGGAGUUUUGUCAAGGACAACAACGACUAUUACGAUAAAUGUGCCAAUAUCCUCAGGGACAUCUUCCUAAGCGAAAGACGGAAAUGCGAAGGGGGACCUGAGCCUUCCGAGCCGCCAUCCCCUGACAUGGGCUCAUCCAGAAGGAGCACAGUGGGGUCCCACCGACAGGCCUUGAAGACACUGUUGAAGUCACCUAGCACAUCAAGGCUUUACGGUAGCCAGCCUCCCCACAAGGGCCACGAAAACCCUCCCUCUGAGGUUUCCACUGCCACUCCCUCGGUAGCUUCAUCUUCCGGGGUAGAGGCUCCCGAUGUCGGUGCUGCUCUCAGCAAGCUCAACUCUCGCGAAGGGCAUACGACUUCCAGGGGCUUUAGUCCCUCGAACUCGAAAUCCCCAGCUCUUUCAAUUCAGCACGCAAACGAAGAAGCCCUUCCACCUCUUCCUGCUUCCAAACACUCCUGGAAACUGAAGGGAAUGGUUGCGGUGAUUCGGCACGCCGACCGAACUCCGAAACAGAAGUUCAAGUUUACCUUCCAUAGUCAGCCAUUUGUGAAUCUUUUGAAGGGUCAUCAGGAAGAGAUAGUCAUCAAGGGAGCAGCUGCAUUGGCCAGUGUUUCCGAUGCUGUCAAGGUGGCUAUGGAUCAGGGCCUAGAGGAUAUGGAGAAGCUGAAAUUGCUUCGCACAUCGUUAGAGAAGAAGGGUGGCUGGCCUGGGACCAAGGUACAGAUCAAGCCCAUGUUCCGGAAACGAAAGCCAGAGGAAAUGAAAGAGCAGAGCACACCAGCCGAUGCUCCCCCAUUGCCUGAGGGCAAGGCUAGCGAGGAGCCCUUGUCGCCCGUGGAAGGAGAAACCCCGGAGAAUGAGGAAUUGCGCAGAUCACAAACACGGAGUGAUUCUAUUUCAGGCGCUACCUUUUCUCGGUUCUCCGCCGCCGAGAACGACUUGAUCCUGGACAAAUUGCAACUUGUGAUCAAGUGGGGUGGCGAGCCUACCCACGCUGCGCGUUACCAAUCCCAGGAUCUUGGAUCAAACAUGCGUGACGACCUGAAGCUGAUGAACCGGGAAGCGUUGAACAACGUUCGGCUAUUCACCAGCUCGGAGCGCAGAGUAAGCACUAGUGCACAAAUCUGGGCUUGCUCAUUUUUGGACCAGAAGGAUAUUCCCGGGGACUUGAUACAGGUUCGCAAGGACUUGCUCGACGACUCGAAUGCCGCCAAAGAUGUCAUGGACAAGGUCAAGAAGAAGCUGAAAUUGCUCUUGCGAGAAGGCUCGGCGCCAUCACAGUUUGCCUGGCCCAAGGAUGGUAACAUUCCAGAGCCCUCGGUUGUGCUUUCUACGCUGGUUCAGUUGAUGAAGUUCCACCGGAGUGUGAUGCAUCAUAACUUUGAGAAGCUUGAGGGUUCACCGCACGCUUCCCCUGUUCCAUCAAAUGAUCCUGAAAAUCCGGCUCAGGCAGCUCCGAGUGAUCCACAGUCGGACCAUCCAGAUAUCGACAACAUUCAAGGUCGCUGGUGUGCCGGUGAAGAUCCUCGCCUCUUCAAAGAGCGAUGGGAGAAGCUGUUCGCAGAGUUCUGUGACACCGAGAAGGUUGAUCCCAGCAAGUUCUCUGAACUUUAUGACAGCAUGAAGUUCGAUGCCCUCCACAACAGACAAUUUUUGGAGUGGGUCUUCAUGCCCCCAGACAUUGGGCGUGAUGACGAUGAUAAAGAGAGCAUCAAAGGCAAGUGUGCAACCAAAUCCGAUGGAAGUCCAGACGGCAAAUCUCAGGAGCCUGGAAGUGACAGGUCUGACGAGCCUCAUACGUUUGCGCAUCGGUUUGGAUUGAGGAAGCGUCUGCAGGCGCUUGAAUCCCUGCCGCACCUCCGGUCGCUCGAUGACUCCUAUGAUCAUUACUUCAAACUCUUUCCGGGCUCCAAUUCUUCCAAAUGUAAGAUGGACGAGAGACUUUCGAAACUUCGGGAACUGUUCAAGCUGGCCAAGGUCUUGUUUGACUACGUGACACCCCAGGAAUACGGUAUCACCGACAGUGAGAAGUUGGAAAUCGGACUUUUGACAUCGCUUCCGUUGCUUCAGGAGAUUGUUCGAGACUUGGAAGAGGUGCAAGCCUCACAGGAUGCCAAAUCUUUCUUCUACUUCACCAAGGAGUCCCACAUUUACACCCUUCUGAACUGUAUUCUGGAAGGUGGGAUUCAGACCAAGAUUGCCCGGAGUGCAAUCCCGGAGCUCGACUACCUGUCUCAAAUUUGCUUUGAACUAUACGAAGCCCGCGAUAGCGAGUCGGACUCUUAUUCCUACUCCAUUCGCAUCUCGGUCAGCCCGGGAUGCCACGCUUUCGACCCUCUCGAUGUGCAACUCGACUCCCGACACUCCAUCGGCUGCGCUCCUCGGCGAAGCCUGACGGCCCAUCAAGACUGGAAGGAGGUCAUUGAGACUCUCAAGGCGAAGUUCAAUACGGUGGAGCUGCCCAAAACAUUCAUUGCAGUGAACCUGAGUGAUAAACACAUCUCUCAUGAGGAGGGCUCGCCCCGUGGCAGUUCCCCUGUGUGA
This is a messenger RNA of Penicillium brevicompactum, 3867 nucleotides long. RefSeq names its product inositol polyphosphate kinase VIP1. The record is from RefSeq and is a predicted model, not a curated record. Gene Ontology annotation, biological process: inositol metabolic process; inositol phosphate biosynthetic process. Bases 1 to 3867 code for a protein of 1288 amino acids. Gene Ontology annotation, cellular component: cytosol. Lineage: Eukaryota; Fungi; Ascomycota; Eurotiomycetes; Eurotiales; Aspergillaceae. Gene Ontology annotation, molecular function: 5-diphosphoinositol pentakisphosphate 1-kinase activity; inositol hexakisphosphate kinase activity; diphosphoinositol pentakisphosphate kinase activity. The transcript has 3 exons.